GGGAGCAGAGCUGGAUUCAGUACCUUGCUCGUCCCUCAGCUUGCCUCAGCAUCUCCACUCACAACGCCUCCGACCACCAACUCCAACCAAAAUGGCCUUCGCUGGAAAAUGGCAAACCGAGUCCCAGGAGGGAUACGACGCAUUCUGCAAGCUGCUCGGUAUCCCCGAUGACAUCAUCGAGAGAGGCCGCGACUACAAGCUGAUCACAGAGAUCACCCAGGACGGAGACAACUUCACCUGGACCCAGUUCUACCCCGCAAACGCCCAAGUCAGCAACAAGUUCACAAUUGGCAAGGAGUGCGACAUGGAGACCAUCGGAGGAAAGAAGUUCAAGGCCACUGUGCAAAUGGAGGGAGGCAAGCUGAGCGUGACCUUCCCCAACUACCACCACACCUCUGAGAUCAGCGGAGGGAAUCUCAUCGAGACCUCCAAAGCCGGCUCCGUUGUUCUGAAGAGAACCAGCAAGAAGCUCUAAGUGCUGACUGACCUUUGACCUCUCACACAGUUACAACGGAGACCAUCAGAGCUACAGCGAGUGCAUUCAAUAAAAUAUGAUACCAACGUGAA
This is a messenger RNA of Labrus mixtus (cuckoo wrasse), 567 nucleotides long. RefSeq names its product gastrotropin-like. Gene Ontology annotation, cellular component: nucleus; cytosol. Lineage: Eukaryota; Metazoa; Chordata; Actinopteri; Labriformes; Labridae. The record is from RefSeq and is a predicted model, not a curated record. The transcript is spliced from 4 exons. Bases 92 to 475 code for a protein of 127 amino acids. Gene Ontology annotation, molecular function: fatty acid binding. Gene Ontology annotation, biological process: fatty acid transport.